GGAAGGCAGGUCGCUGGAGCAGGCUGGGAAUCAGUUAUUGGCCAGUUUAGCUGGACAUCAGGGGCUGGCACAUCAGGCUGCGCAGCAGACAGAGGCACAUCGGGCUGGGCAGCGGGCAGAAGCACGUCAGGCUGGGCAGCGGGCAGAGGCACGUCAGGCUGGGCAGCGGGCAGAGGCACGGCAGGCUGGGCAGCGGGCAGAGGCACGUCAGGCUGGGCAGCGGGCAGAGGCACGACAGCGGGCACCGACUCAUUUGGCACAACAGCAGACACCGAGUCAUCGGGCACAACAGCGGGCACCGAGUCAUCGGGCAAGUCAGCAGGCACCGAGUCAUCGGGCAAAACCGCAGGCACCGGGUCACCAAGCUCGACAGCGGGCACCGAGUCAUCUGGCACGACAGCGGGCACCGAGUCAUCUGGCACGACAGCGGGCACCGAGUCAUCUGGCACGACAGCGGGCACCAAGUCAUCUGGCACGACAGCGGGCACCGAGUCAUCUGGCACGACAGCGGGCACCGAGUCAUCUGGCACGACAGCGGGCAACGAGUCAUCUGGCAGAACAGCGGGCACCGAGUCACCAAGCUUGACAGCGGGCACCGAGUCAUCUGGCUGGAUCGGGUCA
Molecule: messenger RNA, 621 nt
Organism: Staurois parvus
Lineage: Eukaryota; Metazoa; Chordata; Amphibia; Anura; Ranidae
Source: the annotation of a GenBank genome assembly